GCCCCAUGCUAAUUUAAGAAUGGUAAAAUACUACUGGCCCCGCCCCCAAACCCGGAAGUAAUCUCCGGGUAGGCCCAGGUGGAGUAGAGACUGGCGAGUCUGGGUAGAUUGCCGGGCUCGUCCGAGGUCUGCGGGUUGGCUGACUCCCCAGCUCCUACCCCAGCCGAGCGGCUCUGACCAAUUGAACGCUGUUUUUGAGAACGGGGCGUGAAGCUGAUCGAGGGAAGUACCAGCUGCUUUCCUCCACCCAAGCUGUGCCUCAUGGAGUCCACGUUCAGCAGCCCCGCAGAGGCGGCCCUGCAGCGAGAGGCCGGCGCCCCAGGCCUACGCACUCCUCUUGCGGACCUGGACCAAGUGUAUGAGCUGGAGCGAAUCUCUGGGUUUGUCAGCGACCUGGGGUGCCUGCGGGUGGCCUUACAGUUUCCUGACCAGCUACUGGGAGAUGCGGGGGCCGUGGCUGCACGACUGGAAGAGAUCACUGGGUCGAAGAUGUUCAUUCUGGGGGACACAGCAUAUGGCAGCUGCUGUGUGGAUGUACUGGGUGCUCAGCAAGCUGGAGCUCAGGCCCUUGUACAUUUUGGCCCUGCCUGCUUAAGCCCUCCAGCCUGCCCACUGCCCGUUGCCUUUGUCUUUGGUCAACGUUUUGUGUCUUUGGAGCUAUGCGCCAAGGCCUUUGAGGCCCAGAACCCAGACCCCACAGUGCCUGUGGUGCUACUGAGUGAGCCAGCCUGUGCCCAUGCCCUAGAGGCCUUGGCCACUCUCCUGCGCCCGCGGUACCUGGACCUGCUUGUCUCCAGCCCAGCUCUUCCCCAGCCAACGGGCUCUCUCAAUCCAGAGCCUGAACCUUUGGAACGUUUUGGGCGCCACUUCCCCCUGGCUCCAGGGAGGUGUCUGGAAGAGUAUGGUGCCUUCUAUGUGGGGGGCUCUGAGACUAGCCCUGACCUUGACCUCGACCCUGAUCUGAGCCGGCUGCUCUUGGGCUGGGCACCAGGGCAGCCCUUCUCCUCCUGCUGCCCAGACACUGGGCGGACUCAGGACAAAGUUGCCCAGGCUAGGCGCCUAAGGGCACGUAGACAGUAUCUGGUAGAGAGGGCCAGAGAUGCCCGUGUGGUGGGGCUGUUGGCAGGCACAUUGAGUGUGGCACGACACCGUGAGGCACUGGCACACUUGCGGAACCUGACUCAGGCUGCCGGCAAGCGUAGCUAUGUGUUGGCCCUGGGGCGGCCCACACCUCCCAAGCUUGCCAACUUCCCUGAGGUGGAUGUCUUUGUCUUGUUAGCCUGUCCUCUUGGUACCCUAGCUCCCCAGCUUUCUGGUAACUUCUUCCGGCCUGUAUUGGCACCAUGUGAGCUGGAGGCUGCCUGUAACCCUGCGUGGCCACCUUCAGGCUUGGCUCCCCACCUCACACAUUACAAGGAUCUGUUACCUGGCUCUCCUUUCCAUGUGCCCCUCCCACCACCUGACUCAGAACUGUGGGACACCCCAGAUAUUUCACUCAUUACUGGGGAGCUCCGACCUCCACCUGCUUGGAAGCCAUCAAUUGAUCCUGGAUGCUCAGCCCUGACCCCUCGGCCCCGACUGGAGCUGGCUGAGAGCAGCCCUGCAGCCUCAUUUCUUAGUUCCCGGAGCUGGCAGGGGCUGCAGCCCCACCUGGGUCAGACACCAGUGACAGGAGCUGUGAGUGGAAGACGAGGGAUUGCCAUCGCCUAUGAGGAUGAAGGAAGCAGCUGAUACUAUGUGGGGCCAGAGACACAGAUGGACUUAAGAAUCACUACUGAGGGCUUUAGUGCUCCCUGCCUCAACCUCACCCAUCUGCCAGGAUCCUUGAAGUAGCUGAGGAUAGCAUCCAGCUCUGUCCUGUCCUGGCACUGGCACACGGCCGAGCAGAUAUUGGCUUAGUAAAUGCCUGUUAUUUGACUUACAGGGACUGAUUUGUGGCUUUUUUGAAGCCUCCUGGGAGCAGCCCAGAACCUCUGGCCAAUCCCAGUUUUUGGUGUGCAGGUGAUGGUCUCACAAGGGCAAACGCAGGUUCUAAGACCAGGGUCUCUCAACCUUGGUACUGUUGACAUUUGGGCCAGACAAUCCUUCAUUGUGAGGAGCUCUUCUGGGUACUGUGGGAUAGUUAGGAUCAUCUCUGGCUUCUGCCCACUAGAUGCCAGUAGCACACUCUUCCCCAGCUGUGAUAACCAAAAAUGUCUCCGGAUUGAUAAAUGUCACCUAGUGGGGCAAAACUGGCCCGAGUUGAGAACUACCAGUCUAGACCUGUGCUGUCUAGUAUAGUAGCCACUAGACUCUUGGGCUAUUUAAACUAAGAUUAAAAACUCAGUUUCUGUCAUACCAGUAAUAUUUCAGUGCUCAAAUAGCCAAAAGAGAAGACAGUACAGGUAUGGGAAUUUCUAUUGCAGAAAAUUCUGUUGGGCAGUGCUGGUCUAUGAUGACUCCGAUUUGUUUUUAGGGAGAUCACAGAAACUUGAAUAAACCAGAUGCUUGUUCUCUU
Manis javanica (Malayan pangolin) is the source of this 2497-nucleotide messenger RNA. It is a transcript of the gene DPH2, whose product is annotated as diphthamide biosynthesis 2. The record is from RefSeq and is a predicted model, not a curated record. Gene Ontology annotation, biological process: protein histidyl modification to diphthamide. Gene Ontology annotation, molecular function: 2-(3-amino-3-carboxypropyl)histidine synthase activity. Lineage: Eukaryota; Metazoa; Chordata; Mammalia; Pholidota; Manidae.